GGCUGGACCUACCUAAAGACUACCUCGCCUGAUCAAGCACCGAUUCUGACCACUUGACCUAUCCGCACAGGUCUCUGAAUUCAGGUCGAGUCGGGGAAUCGCGUGGCUGCAACAAUCAAUGUCUCACAAUUGCUGCCAUCGCACGCCAAAUUCUGCCAUUGCUCUCUCGCUCGCUCGCGCGCCGCCAAGGUAACUCACUGCACACUCUGAGGGGGCCACCGAAUCAGUGGGCACCUUACGCAGUACCUCGGCACGGCUCCGAUCCCCAAUGAGUCCGUCCGACAACAGCGCUACCUCUGGUGGCGCGAGGCCAUCCGAGAAGGCCACACCACCGGCGAUUGUCGAGCCGACGAAAGAGAACGGGGCCGUCGACGCCGGAUUGAAGAGCCUGCAUCAUUACAGGCGAGCGCUUCCAAAAUGGCGGUACAACCUGCGACAGCGGCUCCUGCCGAUCAUUCGAUGGGAGACGCCGUACCUUGCUGCCCUCCAAAGCUCGAUGCGCACGCCCGCCCUUGAUAGCUACUUUGCGAUUACGGCCAAUCUCGGGACACACACAUUCUUCAUGAUCGGGCUGCCCGUCCUCUUUUGGUGUGGCUUUCCGGAGUUCGGCAAGGGACUGGUCCAUAUUCUCGCAACCGGCGUCUUCUUCACCGGAUUCCUCAAAGAUCUAUGCUCGCUUCCGCGCCCGCUCUCCCCGCCACUCCAACGCAUCACCAUGUCCGGCUCGGCCGCCCUCGAAUACGGGUUCCCCUCCACCCACUCGGCGAACGCCGUGUCGGUCGCCGUCUACGGCAUCCUUAUGCUGCACCGCGAUACUAAUUCCUUCUCCGCCUCCACUACCCUCGCGCUUGAGAUCCUCGCCUACUUCUACGCCUUUUCUAUCGUCAUCGGUCGCCUGUACUGCGGCAUGCACGGCUUUCUGGACGUCAUCGUCGGCUCCCUGAUGGGCGCCGCCAUCUCCCUCAUCGAGUUCUACUUUGCCGCCCGCGUCGAAGCUUGGCUAUACUCGAGCUCUUACAUUGCGCCCUUGACGAUCGCUCUCAUCAUCAUUGUCCUGGUCCGGAUCCAUCCAGAACCCGCCGACGACUGCCCCUGCUUCGACGACAGCGUGGCCUUCGCGGGCGUCAUGAUCGGCCUGGAAGUGGGCACCUGGCGGUUUGCGCGUUACUCGCCCUUUGCGGCCGUCUACAACGGGCCGGACGCCACCUUCAACCUGUCGGCGCUCGGCUGGAAGCGCGCCAUCGCCCGUCUCAUUUUCGGCGUCGCCGUCAUCUUUGCCUGGCGCGAGGUCAUGAAGCCCACCCUGCUGCGCUUCCUGCCGCACCUCUACCGCGUCAUCGAGACGCACGGCUUAUCGCUGCCCAGGCGCUUCUUCGUCCCGGCUUCGGAGUACAAGGACGUGCCCCUCCAUCUCCGGGACGAUAACGUCCUGCCGAACGUGAGCGACCUGCCGAAGCUGGUGCGCAGUUUCCGCGGGCCGGGCAGGGGACGGUCCGUCAGUGUCGGCCCGCAGAGCGCCGCAGAUGCCUACGAGACGCUGGCGUACCGGGAACGCAGGAGGAGGGAGAGCCUGGAGAGCGACGGCGGCGGCCGGGGACUUCGUGGGAAGCUGAGUUCGCGGAGCUUGCGGGAGAAGGCGACGGCCGAUGGGGAGUGCUCGCAGGUCUCGGGUGUGCAGAGCGGGGGGAGGCUGGCCGAAUUCGAAAAGCAGAUGGGGACGGGGACUGUAGCGGCCAGCCCGACGUCUGAGGGCUCGGCGGAGGCGGUAAGCGGGGCGGAUCCGUGCCUCAGCCAGGAGGAUGAGCUGGACGAGAGGGAGGUGUUCUCCAAGCUGGUCAAGCCGCGGGUGAGGUACGACGUGGAGGUGGUGACGAAACUGGUCGUCUACGCUGGCAUUGCAUGGUUAGCCGUGGACGGCAUCCUAAUUGCCUUUGAGGCUCUUGGCCUGGGCGCCGAGCCUCCGAGUACGCGAUGAUACGUAAUGUCUGCGAUGUCUUUGUGCUAGCCUAUGAUAUACUACUACUAUAUUGUUCUCUUCUUGUACCUUGGUGCUGGGCUGCCGCCUUGUUACCUUGCUAUUCAACAGAGCUCUUUUUUCCGUGUCU
Thermothelomyces thermophilus ATCC 42464 is the source of this 2105-nucleotide messenger RNA. RefSeq lists its product as uncharacterized. Bases 269 to 1975 code for a protein of 568 amino acids. The record is from RefSeq and is a predicted model, not a curated record. The transcript has 4 exons. Lineage: Eukaryota; Fungi; Ascomycota; Sordariomycetes; Sordariales; Chaetomiaceae. Gene Ontology annotation, molecular function: sphingosine-1-phosphate phosphatase activity. Gene Ontology annotation, cellular component: endoplasmic reticulum membrane.